Diospyros lotus (date-plum) is the source of this 2117-nucleotide messenger RNA. RefSeq names its product probable plastidic glucose transporter 2. Gene Ontology annotation, biological process: monosaccharide transmembrane transport. NCBI's taxonomy places the organism in Eukaryota, Viridiplantae, Streptophyta, Magnoliopsida, Ericales, Ebenaceae. Gene Ontology annotation, molecular function: hexose transmembrane transporter activity. The transcript is spliced from 16 exons. Gene Ontology annotation, cellular component: membrane. The coding region runs from base 253 to 1722 and encodes 489 amino acids. The record is from RefSeq and is a predicted model, not a curated record.
UUUCAUUUGGUUUGAGUGUUGGUCCGAGGACACGAAUCUAAGCGCAAGAUUUUGCUCGAAUUUCUGUUGUCUUGGCGAUCUCUCUUCGUUGAUCGUUUCGUGCUAAAGGUAAUAGAUGUGAUUUCGAAAACCAGAAAGUAUAAAAACUCAAAUCAACGGAAGUAAAAAUUUACCUUCUAACCUAUUAGAUUAAAUUGUUUGGUUGCUGAGAGAAGCAGAGACAAGACAAAUUAAGGAUAAUUAAGUUGUGGCAUGUGGGGCCAUCUGCGUGAUGCUUACACCGUCUACAAGCGUGUGCCAUCCAGGGAGCAUGCUUACUUUAUAGACGAAGAAGAAAAUUCAGCUCAUUUACAGAGUGGUAUGGGGCAAGAGACCAUGAAUCCUUCUUGGAAGCCUUCUUUCCCACACGUAAUUGUGGCAACUAUAGUUUCAUUCUUAUUUGGCUACCAUCUUGGAGUAGUUAAUGAGCCACUUGAAAGCAUUUCCAAUGAUCUUGGUUUCACUGGGAAUACCUUGGCAGAAGGUCUUGUAGUCAGUACAUGUCUGGCUGGUGCCUUUAUUGGAUCUCUACUCAGUGGUUGGGUUGCUGAUGAGUUUGGGCGCCGUAAAGCUUUUCAGUUGUGUGCUUUGCCUAUGAUUGUUGGUGCUUCUAUCAGUGCAAUGACCAACAAUUUGGAAGGUAUGCUUUUUGGGAGGUUUUUGGUUGGGACUGGACUGGGUGUGGGGCCCCCUGUUGCAUCUCUAUAUGUCACAGAGGUUUCUCCUUCUUUUGUUAGGGGUACCUAUGGAAGCCUUAUUCAAAUUGCAACGUGUCUUGGACUAAUGGGGGCUUUGUUCAUUGGGAUUCCUGCGAAGAGCAUAGAUGGCUGGUGGCGUGUAUGUUUUUUGCUAUCUGCAGUUCCAGCUGCAAUACUUGCUCUUGCCAUGGCAUUCUGUGCUGAGAGUCCUCAUUGGCUGUACAAGCAAGGACGAAGUGCUGAAGCUGAAGCUGAAUAUGCAAGGCUUUUAGGAGGGCUGCAUAUCAAAUCUGCAAUGUCAGAAUUGUCUAGGAUGGACAGAGGAGAUGAGACAGAUGGCGUAAAAUUUUCAGAAUUAUUUCAUGGUCGUCAUUUCAGAGUUGUUUUUAUUGGGUCAACCCUAUUUGCUUUACAACAGCUAUCUGGAAUAAAUGCUGUAUUUUAUUUCUCUUCAACUGUAUUUAGAAGUGCUGGAGUGCCAUCAAACCUUGCAAACAUAUUCAUAGGAGUUGCAAAUAUAUUAGGAUCUAUUAUUGCGAUGAUUUUGAUGGAUAAACUGGGGAGAAGGGCUCUUCUCAUAUGGAGCUUCUUUGGCAUGGCAACAUCGAUGGCCCUGCAAGUGACUGCAGCCGGCCUCUCUGCAUCAGGCUCAGUAACUUUAUACAUGUCUGUUGGUGGCAUGCUCCUGUUUGUCUUCACAUUUGCCACUGGAGCUGGUCCAGUACCUGGUCUCCUCCUAUCAGAGAUUUUCCCCGGCCGGAUUAGGGCCAAGGCUAUGGCGGUUUGUUUGUCUGUCCAUUGGGUGUUUAAUUUCUUGGUGGGCUUGCUGUUCUUGCCUUUGCUUAAGCAACUUGGGCAGCAGCUCUUGUACUCUAUUUUCACCACUUUCUGCUUGAUCGCACUGGUUUUCGUGAAGAGGAACGUGAUGGAAACCAAAGGAAAGUCCCUCCAGGAAAUUGAGAUAGCUCUUCUUCCACAAGAUUGAAAGUUGCAGGUUUGUGUUUCUAGCUGAUGUCCACAAAUGUGCUGCUGCAACCAUCCCAACACGGAUCACAAAAGAACAAGAUUAGAAAGACUGAAGCAUUGGGUGUCUCCUGAUUUGGCAGCCAUACCUUCAUUUGCCACGGGCCCCCCUAACUCCGGUGCAAGCGUUAUGCUUUUUGGGGUCCCGUUCCGACAUAGAGGGGUUUAAUACGGUUCGUGUUCUUAUGGUGCUGUCAUCUCUUGUAUUAGUAGAUCUAAGUGCUGGGCAGGAGAAUGGAUUGAGGUUCAUCCUUUUUGCAACUGUUGAUGGAUUUAAGACCUUUCGUCUGUAGUUUUGGCCACUCCAAUGCAUAUUAUCUAAAGAAAAGAACAUAAUGCUGCUGUCUCCAGUCAUAA